AUGUUACAACCUCUUUUCAAGGUCGUAGCAACUGUCAGGCUGAAUCUGUCGGUGAGGUUGAAGAUAAUCGAUCCAUUUGCUGUGGUGGUUUUUUGCCGGCAGGAACCAUUUACCAAGGGCGACACUCGUUUCAUCGCUGGCGAAUUUUUUGUUGGCAUCUAUUUCAAGGAGUGCAAGGUCGUGCUGCAGUAUGACACCAAGUAA
Molecule: messenger RNA, 204 nt
Organism: Soboliphyme baturini
Lineage: Eukaryota; Metazoa; Nematoda; Enoplea; Dioctophymatida; Soboliphymatidae
Source: the annotation of a GenBank genome assembly